Lycium ferocissimum is the source of this 2376-nucleotide messenger RNA. Its product is annotated as putative late blight resistance protein homolog R1A-10. NCBI's taxonomy places the organism in Eukaryota, Viridiplantae, Streptophyta, Magnoliopsida, Solanales, Solanaceae. The transcript is spliced from 2 exons. Bases 1 to 2376 code for a protein of 791 amino acids. The record is from RefSeq and is a predicted model, not a curated record. Gene Ontology annotation, biological process: defense response to other organism. Gene Ontology annotation, molecular function: ADP binding.
AUGGCUGCUUAUGCUGCUGUAACUUCUCUGAUGGGAACAAUACACCUGAUUUCCCAAUCCGACUUAUUACACCUUGAAGAGGACCACAAAGAACAUUUGGAAUCACUCUACGAGAAGGUCAGCUCUGUGCUAGAGUUUCUUGACAAUUCUGAUGAUGAACCAAUGAAGGCUUUGCAAGAAAAGGUAGAAGAUUUAGCAAAUGAAGUAGAACACGAAGUCGAAUCUCAAGUAUUAAUGGUUAUGGAGAAGGAUGAACAGGUUCGGACAGAGGCAAAUGAGAGGCUUCUUAAGAUCUUGCGACAAGCUAUACAAGACAUGGAUUCUGUGAAGAAAGAGUUCAUCAAGCUGCAGAGGAGGAAUGACAAUUUGGUAGCUGGAAAUCGUUCGCUUUCACCACGAUUGCAUGUUUCAACCCUUGAGAAGGACAUGGUGGGGCACAGCAAUGAACGAAAGCGCAUGCUAGAUCUACUUACCGGACGCUCAUCUCAACUGCAAGUCAUCUCUAUUGUUGGAAUGGGCGGCAUAGGUAAGUCAACUUUUGCCAAAAAUAUGUUUUCUGAUUCCUCAAUUGUGGGCUUCUUUGAUGUUCGUGGAUGGAUUACUGUGUCCGAGGACUAUAGUAUAAGAAAGAUGCUUCUAUCCCUCCUUCAAGAGGCUAUUGGCGUGAAUGAAGAGCUUGAUAAGAAACAAGAUGGAGAACUAGCUGAUUGCUUGCAGAAAAGUUUAAAGAGAAGAAGGUAUUUGAUUGUUGUGGAUGACAUAUGGAGCAGCGAUGCCUGGGAUAAUAUUAGACUAUGGUUUCCAGAAAACAGUAAUAGAAGUCGAAUAUUGUUGACUACUCGGGACAUUAACGUUGCUCAAUAUGCUAGCUCUCACGAGGGACUUUUUCCAAUGCGUUUCCUAGAGCCAAAGGAAAGUUGGAAUUUGUUUUGCCAAAAGGCGUUCGGCAAAAAAGAUUGUCCAGCUGAAUUUGAGAGUGUCGGAAAGGUGGUUGUAGAAAAUUGCAAAGGAUUACCACUGAUGAUUUCGGUGGUUGCGGGGUCUCUUUCUAGGAAGAGGACGCUGCACGAGUGGUAUGAAGUAGCUCAAAGUGUAAGCUCAUUAGUAGACGUUGAUGAUUAUCAACGUUGCUCAGGAGUGCUUGCUUUGAGCUACAAGCAUCUUCCUUCACACUUGAAAGCUUGCUUUCUGUAUUUUGGAGUUUUCAAAAAAGCUAGUGAAAUUUCUGUGGAAAAGUUGAUUCAAUUGUGGAUGGCAGAAGGACUCUUUGAGCUGAGGGGGCUUGGGGAGUGGGAAAAAGUGGCUGCUAAUCUCCUACAUGAUCUUAUUGAUAAAAGUCUAAUUGUUGUUAGCAAGCAUAGUUUGGAUGGAAAUAUCAAGACAUGUAGGAUUCAUGAUCUUCUCCAUGAUUUAUGCUUGAGAGAAGCUGAAAGCGAGAAUCUUUUGUACGUUCCAAAUCCCUCAAUUUCUGAACCCAAAAGUGUUAUUCAAGAUCGUCGGUGGGUUUCAUUUCAUUUAGAGGAAGGUUGUUUUUUUUCCUCUCUUACUUACAGUAAAACACGUUCUGUUACGUUUCUUUCGGGUAAAAUUAGGUCCAGUACUAUUGAAUUAGGACUAAACCAUUUCAAACUUCUUAGAGUAUUGGACUUGGGGCAAUUGGGCUCGAGUAGUUUCCCUAAGGAAUUAUCUUACCUGUUAUCUGCUGAUGACGUUAAGUACCAGGUUUUGGAUAACUUGCAAAGUAUUUAUGGGUUGAGUCCUGAUUGUUGCACCAAACAAAUGUUUGAAGGGAUUAAAAACGUGAAAAAAUUGGGAAUUUGUGGCAGAACUGAUGACUAUUGUCGUGAGCCCAAAUCCGUAGAUAAUAUUAUAUAUUUACCUGAGCUAGAGGCACUAAAAAUCCUAAUAUACGACUCUCACAGGGCUACUUUGUUUCCAGUUCCAUGGCCGAGAUCUUUCCCACCGAAUCUCAAGAAGCUGACACUUCAAGCAGCUUAUCAACCAUGGAAGGCCAUGACAAUCAUUAGCAAGUUGCCCAAACUCGAGGUGCUCAAAUUGAAGGUUAAUUUCUUCUUAUGUAGGGAGAUAGUCGGGGAAGAUGUCUGGAAAGUAUCAGAGAUGGGAUUUCCUGAAUUGAAAUUCUUGCUUCUAGAGAACACAAGUCUUAAAUACUGGAGGUCCACCGAUGAUUCUUUCCCACUUCUGGAAAGCAUAAUUAUCAGAAACUGUCGUUCCUUACGAGAGAUUCCACAAGCAUUUGCAGAUAGUAUGACACUGCAGCGAAUUGAGUUACGGGGAUGCACUCCUUCCCUUGUGGAAGUCGCUAAGAAGAUCCAAAAUGAUCAAGAGGAGGAGUUGGGAAACAAAGAUUCUUAA